Aphanomyces astaci is the source of this 953-nucleotide messenger RNA. RefSeq lists its product as hypothetical. The transcript has 2 exons. The record is from RefSeq and is a predicted model, not a curated record. Lineage: Eukaryota; Oomycota; Saprolegniomycetes; Saprolegniales; Verrucalvaceae. The coding region runs from base 104 to 928 and encodes 274 amino acids.
UCGAGGUGGCGUUGUCGACUUGCCUUGGCGCAAGUUAGGGUCAAUUGUGCAUUCUCUUCACCGUCCUAGAGCUACAGUAGUGUAGCUAGCUAACUACAAAGCCAUGAGUAGCACCCACACCACCAGCCACGACCACCUUCACGGCGGGGACUCGUCCUCCUCCAAUAGUGGCAUCAGUGUCAACAACGACAAGAGGCAUCCGUCCUCCAUGAUCGAAGCGAGGCGGGCCAGACGUCGGCAUCGAAGCAAGAUCAAUCAGCGCAAGUACCGCGCAUGGCAGCGCACAGCCAACAACCAGCUCCAGCACGAUGUGAACGAGCUGCAGAUCCACACCAAGCGACUCGAGUCCCAUGUGUUGGCGCUGUACAAUGGCGAGCGGUUCCACGCCGAAGAAAGCAGCGUGCAAGAGUAUUUCCGGCUCUUUUCCGCUGGCUUUGACCGGUCCGAGCGGCAACUGACAUUUUUGCGGUACUUUUUCGCUCCCAACGUGUGGUGCCUUGGCCAGCAUGGCGACGUCGACAAAGUGAUCGACCUGUGGGAACGCAUCACAGCUACGUUUGCGUCGCUCCGAGUCGAGUACCAGCACAUCACUGGGAUGUUUAGCCUUGCCGACGAAGUGAGCAUCCAAGCCAAGGUGCUUGCCCACUUGAAGAUGGCUCCCAGCGCCAUGGACGUUGUGUUUCCCAACGUCGUGAUGCGCCGUCCAGACUUGGCGCGCAAGUUAAAGGGGCAAGUGCUGGUGUUGCCGUUACACGUGACGUUCAUCUUCGACGCCACCAAGCGCGUGGUGCGGGUGGACGUCGACGCGGACGUGUUCUCGGCCCUAUUGGCGCACUUGGAAAGUGUCCACGACGUGGCAGUCGCGUUGGACGGCGCCAACUUUCGCCUCGACGCAAUGCACCACAAGAAGGAACAUGGCGUUCCCUGAAUAAUGCAACCAACUAUUUAUGGAA